Messenger RNA from Acipenser ruthenus (sterlet), 4094 nucleotides. It is a transcript of the gene gas2a, whose product is annotated as growth arrest-specific protein 2. Gene Ontology annotation, biological process: actin crosslink formation. Lineage: Eukaryota; Metazoa; Chordata; Actinopteri; Acipenseriformes; Acipenseridae. The record is from RefSeq and is a predicted model, not a curated record. Gene Ontology annotation, cellular component: actin filament. The transcript is spliced from 9 exons. Bases 873 to 1823 code for a protein of 316 amino acids. Gene Ontology annotation, molecular function: actin filament binding; cytoskeletal adaptor activity; microtubule binding.
GGUCUGCAUUUGCCCUUCAUAAAGCCUGAUUCUGUAUCUGCUAUAGAAAUGGAUCACGGCAGCUGAGUUACUCACAUUAAAGCACUUAUUACCAUUAAUAAUACAUGCUGCACCCAUACAACGUACAGUACAAAAACGAUUGCAUAUUCCACAUUGCCGCGAAAGCAUAAUCAUACUGCGGAUACAUCAAAUGAGCAUGAAUGAUGCUUUUUUUAACGAGACAGGAAUUAGUUUGCUAACUUUGUAAAGAGAGAGAGAGAGAGAGAGAGAGAGAGAGAGAGGCGCUUUUAUUUCAUGUAAUAUAAAUAGGUCUUUGUGCAGUAAAGCGAUGCAGCACGGAGACGAGUAAAGACUAGCAGAGUAGCGCUUUGGUGUUGGUAUCCCAUGCUUCAUAAAAGCAUAGAGUACAAUCCCAGACAGAGGAGGGCUCCGAGUGUAAUACAAUAUCCAAUUUCAAGGGUAAAUCGUUGACAAUUACGUUUGCUCUGCGCUGUAUGAGAAAAAGAAAGAAAGAAAGAAAGAAAGUACGCAGUAACCAUUUGACUCCCGUCUGUGCAGGAGCGAUGCAGGCAGGGGCACUGUGACCAUCGGCUGUGCGCAGCGUGCGAUGUUUCUGCAGCUGGGUGACACUGCAAAACCCUGGGAAGAAGUUGGUGCAUUCAAAAGUAUGAAGAUUUGUAACUUGGACACACUCGGAUCCAGCCUGAGGGGACUUGCAUUGGAUUGUUGCAUUGCAGCAGAAAACAGUGUGGACUGAGCACACAGACUGGGCACAGGCCCCUGUGCUCGCUUUCCAGCGCUGUGAGAGCUCUGAGGGGACAGACCUGUGUCUACACCACGCUGCAGUGCUAAAGGCGGGUGUCAGCAGGGAAAUGAUGUGCAGUCCGUUGAGUCCCAAGGAGCCCCGGGGCCCCAGCCUCUCCGACAUGCACCAGUACAGCCAGUGGCUGGCCAGCCGGCACGAGGCCAGUCUGCUACCCAUGAAGGAGGACCUGGCGCUGUGGCUCUCGAACCUGCUGGGCAAGGAGAUAACAGCGGAGAGCUUUAUGGAAAAGCUGGAUAAUGGAGCUCUGCUGUGUCAGCUGGCAGAGACCCUGCAGGAGAAAUUCAAAGAGCUGCCGAACUCUGCCAAGAACCUGCCCUUCCGGAGGAUCCCCUGCAAAGCCAGCGCCCCCUCCGGGUCAUUCUUCGCCCGCGACAACACUGCCAACUUCUUGAGCUGGUGCCGGGAAGUGGGGGUGGGAGACACCUGCCUGUUUGAGUCUGAAGGGCUGGUUCUUCAUAAACAACCCAGAGAAGUGUGUCUGUGCUUACUGGAGCUGGGAAGAAUAGCAUCCAGGUACGGAGUGGAGCCCCCCGGACUGAUCAAACUGGAGAAGGAGAUCGAGCAGGAGGAGAAGAUUCCCAUCCCGUCCCCCUGCCCCGCCUCCCCCCUCUCCCCCGUCUCCCCCUCACCCACCAAGUCACCUGGCAGGAAAAGCACAGGGAAGCUUCUGGACGAUGCUGUAAAACACAUCUCCGAGGAUCCUCCUUGUAAGUGCCCUAACAGGUUUUGUGUGGAGAUGCAAUCCCAAGGAAGAUACCGGGUGGGAGAGAAGAUUCUCUUCAUCAGGAUGCUGAAUAACAAGCAUGUGAUGGUGCGCGUGGGGGGAGGCUGGGAGACCUUUGAGAGCUACCUCCUGAAGCAUGACCCCUGCCGCAUGCUGCAGAUCUCCAGGGUGGAGGGCAAGAUGUCCCCUGUCCCGAACAAGUCGCCCAGCCUCAAGGAUCUCAGUCCCGACAGCUACCUGGUGGUGGCCGCUAACUACAGGAGCAAGAAGUAGCCGCGCUGUCCCACACCUUGACCGCUGACCAUGAGGCGGAAGUCCUUACAUUAUUUGACUGGUGCCUAGCUUUCAGUGUCGUGCAGAGGGGACAAGCUCAGCAGAUAGAGUGGACAGGGUCUUCAGACGUUCUGCAAACUAUGGAGCUUUAUGAUAAUCGAAGAUGUUGCAUUUUAACAGUAAGGCAGAUAGAUGACAAAUUGACACUAGUGGAAGCCCCUCGUCCCAAUGUAUUUCUGCUGUGAUAAUUGGGGUAAAGGGGGCUCUUUGCAAGGCUCUGGAUUGCUCUUUCAAUGGAGUACUGUCCCAUGUAGAAUCAGUAGAAUUUAUUCAUGAUGACCCACCCAUCUUGACCCCAUUCCGCCUUGUGACAUUGAAUAGCCAAUCAACCACCACCUCAUUCACCCCAAAAUGACCAGCCUCAUACAAUGUUUAGUCCCCCUUUAGAGUAAACCCAAACACCCUUGCAAUUUAUUAUUAUUAUUAUUAUGAUUUGAUUUUUUUUGCAGUUGGACAGCUUGACUUAAAACAGUAAACUAACAUUCUGAUAUGGUGUUUAAUUAAUGUUUAGUUGUUAGUUCACAAUGCAGUAAUUGCACAUCAAUUCAUCGCUCUUGAAGGCUUCCCCUCCCUCUCACACAGCCCCUGAUCAGGCUAUCGGCACACCUCUAUGUCAGACUCACUUCUUUUCAAGAGGCAAUUAACUCGUUUUUCAGCAGAGCCAAUGUUUAGGAGAACAGGUCCUGCUUCACAAAGCAAGGUGGGUUCAAGAUGGGAUCAUGUGGAUCUUGAAAAUAUAGAUUACUUAUUUUAAUCAUUUCCUUAAAUCAGAUUUCAGACUGAUGGAUUGAAUUGACUGAUUAUUAGCUUAAGUUGCUUAUGUUCACUUUUUGAACACUUGGUGGCACUGUGUACUAUGCAAAAAUCCCAGUCGAAGUAACAGCAGUUACAACAUUUGGCCACCGGUGUCACUAUACUUUAUGCAAAAAAAGAAGAAAGAAAUGUCAAAGGGUAAUAGAUUUUAUGCUGAGCUACCCCUUGCAGGCCUUAGAUGUUAAGAUAUAGGAAUAGUUAACUGGUUUAAAGGAGUUGCCUUAAAAAUUAUGCUUUUUUAAAAAAAAAAUUAAAAUCAAUAUCUGAAUUCAGUGUCCGGAUUUUGUAGCUAGAGAUUGUUGAUCAAUUCUGGUUUCCUUAGCAGUGUUUAUUGAUCCACUGGCCUGAGCUUUUGCAGGUCUUUGGCAAUUAAUUUUAGAUUAAUUCAGUAGUUUACAAUGAAUGGUAUAUAUUUGAUUAUAAUGGAGUAUGGUGCAAGAUUAAACAUUUGACCUCUAACCCGUUUGGCCGAGACGAUAGACCCUCUGUGGUUGAUCACAGGUUAAUUGGGGUUGGUGGAAGGAUGUGGAUCGAAUGAAUGGAAAGUGACAGGUCAAUGUAUAAUGUUUAGGAUUGGCUGAAAGAUGAUGUAAUGUGUGUGCUUCCUCCCGAAGUUCACAACGUUAAGAAGCACGGCUACGUUACUGUAAAUUGUGGAGUGUGGGAUUAUUUCAUUGCGAUGCGUCUCCUUGCACAUACAGCAUUUCAGUUCAGUUUCGAUCCCAGUCACUACAGAAAGGCUGACUGGGAUUUUUUUCUUUAGCUUACGUCCUUUAAAAAAAAAACACGUUUUAGUUCCAUUGAUACAGCGAUGCGUUUCAGUCUGUUUAUCAUAUCAUAUUGUAUAUGCAUCAGUUUACCUGGCAAAUAGUUUUACCUAUACAAUAAGUGUGUUGAACCCGUUGCUCCCACUAUUUAGCAAGGCUGAAGGAUCUGAGGCAAUAAGUGUGGGAAUCCUCUCUUAAACAAGGUUACAGGAAAACCAGAAAAUUCGGAUUUGUUUUAAUAUCCUUUAAAUAGGCUCUCUGUUCUCUGUGAAGGACGGGUGUCAAAAAGACAUGAAUCUACCCCUUCAAUUCAACUGCACACAGACUGCUGUACUGUUCUACAUUAAGAGGAUUCAUUUGGAUCAAAGCAGGCUCUCUCUGUGAAAGAUUGCAUCAAACCUCAGACUAAAAUGAACACAAAUGACCUUUUUCAUCUGUGCAGAGUAUUUAUAACCCAUCGCUGUGUCAAUAACAGGUGUAUUUGUAUCUGGUGAAGACUGAUGUGAAGCAAACAGGUACGGUUUGUGCGCUACUGGCAUCCUGUGAUAUGACAAUCGUGUGUAGAAUAUGCAAGCCUUAAACAGCCAUUCUUUGUUCCCAGGAGCAAUGAUAUUAAAUACUGAAAUGUAAA